Messenger RNA from Ixodes scapularis (black-legged tick), 2178 nucleotides. Its product is annotated as protein ILRUN. Gene Ontology annotation, molecular function: ubiquitin binding. Gene Ontology annotation, biological process: macroautophagy. NCBI's taxonomy places the organism in Eukaryota, Metazoa, Arthropoda, Arachnida, Ixodida, Ixodidae. The record is from RefSeq and is a predicted model, not a curated record. Gene Ontology annotation, cellular component: phagophore assembly site. The transcript has 6 exons. Bases 249 to 1127 code for a protein of 292 amino acids.
AACUACGUAACCAGCGUAACGCAGUCGUCACGACCACACGUGGCUAAUUGUAAUAUCUCCCGGCGUGCCCCGGGCCGUUACGUCAUCAAUGACUAAAAAACUGUCAUGGCGUGGAUCAGUUGUGGUUCUCUGCGAGGGACGCGACUCGAACGAUUCGGCUGAAGGCUGUGUCUCACGCCCGAUCCUGCCUGCGUCAGGAACCCGAAACGGCAGUUCUUUGAUGGCUGGACGUAAAUGCGGCGGUCGCGAUGGAUAUUGACAGUGAUUUGGACUUAAAUUUGCUGCAGCAAUUCAGCUGCCUAGGCACCACGGACCGUGAUGUUUUAGUCUGCCAGCUUCAAAAAGUGCUGGGCUACCAGCUCAACCCGGCAGGAUGCGCAUUCUUCCUCGACAUGAACAACUGGAACCUCCAGGCUGCUGUCUGCUCCUAUUUCGAUUUCGAAGCUCCAAAGGAAAAUGGGCCUGGCAUGACUCUCAUAAAAGACGUUACCAUCGGAGAAGGUGAAGCGGUGCCGCCCAAUACGAGGUUUAUCAAGACGUGGAGGAUACAAAACACAGGGGAGUCCGACUGGCCACCGAUGUGCACCCUGAGGUUCGUCGGGGGCGACCACCUGGGCCACACGGACAGCGUCGGGGUCGAGUCGCUCCGGCCCGGGGACACGACCGACGUGUCCGUGGAGAUGGCGAGCCCCGGCAAGCCAGGCAUCUACCAGGGCCAGUGGCGCAUGGCGUCGUUGGGUGGCCAGGUGUUUGGCGAGGUGAUCUGGGUGAUCCUGACGGUGGCGGAGGGCGGGCUGUUGGCGGUGACCCAGCAGAUGGAGGCCUUUCACCAGCUGGGGUCGCCCCCCAGGGGAACACCCACGGUGCCCCCAGCCGGAAACCCCUUCGCUACUUCUCCAGGGACGGUCACAGAACUGGCACCACCCUGUGAACGGCCCAGCUCCCCGUUCUCGGGCUUCCCCGCGACACCGCCGCACCAGCGGCAGCCGUUUCCCCACCAGCAGCACGCCAGUGAACCUCCUUCGCCCAUGCGCACUGGGCUUCCACACGAACACGGAGCGGUGGGUGAUGGCGUCAUACGGUGUCCCUCCGCGCUCAAUCACAGCCCCGACGACAUGAUGUCCUGAGAUGAAUGUCUGCUGGGAGGAAGUUUGCCACAAAACCCACCACCCCUAUUCGUUUUUUUUUUCUCUCUUCCGUUUUAUUUUUUGGAUCAUCACUUCAGCAGUUGGUGUGUGUGUGUGCUUGUGCGUUUAGCGUGGCAGACUGCUUAGUAGGGUUGUGUGCACGGCGACGACGGCCACUCGUCUACGACCGCCGAGAGCAGACGCCUUCCUUACGGACAACGGACGGACGGCGCCCGACGUUAUUGUCGUGGCGGUCUGUCCUCUUUCUCUCCCCUCUCGCACAUAUUUUGCUGUGUCUGCUAACGGUGUGGUGGUCGUCGGGAACCGUUAGGUUCAAUGGUUUUGGCUGUUCAUAGAGCGAGUUCCUAGGUUUUUAAAACUAGGUAGCUGUUUUCUUUGGUUUGGGAGGCAGGUCAAAGGGUCCCGGUCAUUCUUGAUGCUUCCGUUUUUUUACGUAAGCUAGACUCAGCAGUUUUCUACGGGCAGGAGCUUUCACAUGAAGUUUUCAGCUCUUAAAAGUCAAGUGCGGUUUCUUUUUUUCCGGCAAAGGAUGUUACGAUCAUGUUAGAUGAUGCAGACUACCCAGAUUCUUUAUUUAGUUUCCUUUAUUUUUUGUUCAGGUCGAAAAGCUCAUGUCGCUGACGAGACAGACAGCACGAUCAAGCUGCCCGUAAGACGCCGGCUAUAUCGGUCUUUCGUUUUUGUUUCUUUUACCAAAUACAGUCUAGAACAUAAACUUCAGGUUUGCGAAGGUGCGCUUUUUAAAUAGAAAAUGAGAGAGAGAGAGAGAACAAACGUGGAAUUGACGCUUCUCACACGCAAGGUUUCUAUUUCUUUUUUUUUUGUUUGAGUGAGUCUUGGACAAGAGAGCGAGCGAUUUUAACAAUGGCCUCCUUUUGCCUUCUCUUCAUAUCCUCUCCCCUUGCGGUGAGCGUGCGGAUGCUUGCGUGGCCCUUUCAGGGCAUAAUCCUUUAUCAGGAGUCUUCUCUGUUCGGAAUGGUGAAAAUGCGACUAUGGAAGUCUUCGGUUUUGAUAAAACUGAUGCAAAGUA